CCAAGUAUUUUGAUUGCAAAAAUUUCUCACCCCACCACUACUGAAGAUUUUGGAAUUCUUUAAGCUUAUUUCAGAUUUCAGACUUGCUGUUCUAUAAGCAUCAUUUAGAGAGAGAGAACAAAAAAGGCAAGUGAGGUUUCCUCCAGUUUCUAGCCCAGGAGGUUUUUAGUUUGGCUUGGUGCUAAACCACUCAUCUGCAGUAAAUGAUUUUUCCAAGUUGGCCACACCUGAUGCUGCUUCAAAUAGGGACGAGGAGCUUGUGAGGCUAUAAAGAAUGUUUCUGAGCAAGUACAGGGUGCCUGUCCCUCAUUUACAGCUAAAGCCUGCUUUCAUGCAUAUGAGUGUAAGGGAGAGUAUAAAGUUGUCAAAUGCACUUAAGCUGUGACAGACUUCCAUUUGAAAACAAUUCAUUUGGAAUGGGGACCAAGAAAACACUAGUUAUCUGCUGCAUCCCCAAACACUGAGGCACUCAGUGCUCCCUUCCUGCCUCUUCUGUCCUCCUAGCUAUGCUCUCUGCUUCCAGUUUCUUAACUUUAGGUGAACAAAGACCUCUCCAACGGAGAUGGAGCUGGGCUCCUGGAGGCCUAUGGCAGCGAGAGGCUGCUGCAGCCCAGCACAGCAGAGGUACUGGUUUUGUCCCCGAAGGAGGCAGACUUGAAUUCUACGUCCUCUGGUCUCUGAAUGAUCCACCUCGGCAACUCAGUAGCCAAAGACACCGGAAAUGUUAUCAAACUCGGUUGCCACUUCCAUUGCCAAAACAAUUAGUGAUCUUUGGUUUAGGUGACUGGAACCACUAUUCUCAGAAGACAAGUGUCACUGUGGAGAUUUUAGUGAAUCCAGACAUCAAACCACAAAGGAUUGGCAUACUAGGACCUGAAGCAAGGUGUUUGGUGUGGGAAGGUGACUGGAGGGUGGAUGUUCUUAUGGCUGCGUUUAAACAGGCAGACAGUGGCAAUCCCAUUAAGCUUCUCUUGACUAUUAAUGAACAGCUGCUCAACAGUACUCCCAGUCGCCCAUUUCAGGCACCAGAAUCCAGUCAGUCACCUGUUCUUCCAGAAGAUACUAUUCAGGGAUUGGAUGGACUCUGUGAGGUUACAAAUCAGGUUUCAGCAAAACCUUUUAAUGAAGUUGUGAUUGAAAAGAGGCUGUCUCCACCAGGAGAAAAGCUAGUAAUGCUAUCUGUCCCAGAAAUAUCUGCUGUUCAACUAGAAUGUGAGACCAGGAAGAAAACUUGUCUAUCCAAGCCAGUUCAGCUAUAUAAGACUAGGAGGGCUCUCUUUGAACUUUCUUCACCUGAAAGACAACAGGAACCUGAAGACUUGGAGGUAAAAGAAUUACAAGUAUGUCCAAGCCCUCGAUGGUGUCAUGCCAUGUGUCUGAGUGACCCUGAAACUGCAGUUCUGAUUGGCGGUGAAGGAACUAAUCAACAAUUUUCCAAAGAUGCUCUCUGGAAACUGGAAAUUGAUAACGACUUCUGGUUCCCCAUGGAUUUGCGGCAACAAGAUUCAAUGCCACAGUGUUCACGGGGUCAUAGUGCUACCUAUGACCCAGACACAAAGCGUAUCUACAUCUUUGGAGGUUUGAGGGAGGGGAAGAGCUAUAGCAGCAUCUAUAUCCUGGACACUGUAUCUUGGAAAUGGCUUCAUGUGUCUGCUAAGGGAAAAGUGCCGACAUUGGCCUACCACAGUGCAACCGUCUAUCACAAAGAGCUGUUUGUCUUUGGAGGAACUUUACCUAAAAUGUCAUCCUUGGAGACUGGAGCCAGCAGUAAUGCCCUCUUCAUUUUCAACCCUGAAUAUGAGAUUUGGUAUCAGCCCAUUGUUGAGGGGGAGAAGCCUCUGCCUAGGUUUGGUCAUUCAGCUACUCUGCUGAGGAACAAGCUGGUUAUAUUUGGGGGCCAGAGGAUGUCUACAUACCUGAAUGACAUACACAUUCUGGAUCUGGGUAAGAACAGGAUUUCUUUGACUUCUUCAGUGCUGACUGGAUUUGGUUGGAGUUGUAAUCUAUCUUGGUAGGCAACUAUAUUCUCAUGCCUGCUGGGGAUAUAAAGCAGCCCUGAGAUAGAAGCUGCUAGAAGAUAGGAAAAUGUGGAUCAGUGUAAGGAGAAUGCUGGGUAAAAUAAGCGAACAGUGACUUUGCAUCAUAACCUUUUGGAUAAGGGAAAGAAAAUGGAGAAUACAGGCAGUAUUACAGAAUUUAUUGCUAGACCAAAUAUAAUCUUUUGCCAUCUUUGCUUUAUAGUAAGCUGCUAUAGCUCCCUUCUAGAAGGGUAGCUGUGUAAGUAUGUUGCAUCAAAAACAAGAGUCAAAUUGUAGAAACUUAAAGAAGACACAGAAAUGAUUCCUCCAUCCAAUAUUUUGUAGAAGAUUGAAAAUUCUUUGCUUCGUGCUUGUCAAUUUGUAUUUUGGUAGAGCUCCUUACAGUUUACCUUUUUAGUUACCUGGGCUCCCAUGACUGUGGACAACAGUUUUAUCUAGUUCAAACAUCAGCAUUCCCCUUAAGAAUAUCUUGAGCUUUGGACUAUCAGGGAAUUCAUGAUACAGAGAAAAUAGGUAUGCAGUAGGGCUUACCUAUUACAUAAUACAUAGGCAUGCAAGUUUAACAGGCUUUCUUACAUAUUCCUUGGAGGUAUAUCUUAUAUGCAGCCCAGUGCAGUGUAGUAGUUUGAAUGUUGGACUAGGAGUCUGGGAGACAAGGGUGUGAGUCUCUGCCCGCCUUGGAAACCUACUAGGUAAUCUUAGGCAUGUCAUACUCUUCAGACUUAGAGGAAGGCAAUGGUUAAAUCUCUUCUGAUCAUGCCAGGAGAACCUUAUGAUAUAGUUGCCAUAAAUGAAAGGCAGUAGGAAAAGAGGGAGAUUGCAUUACAUGUAGAUAGACAUAAUUAAGUAAGUCACAGACCUGAAUCUGCAACACCUCAGAAGCGCUUAAAGUAAACAGUUUGGCUACCAGUCCUGAAAAACACCAAAAUCACGACCCAGCAAAUGCAAAUGAAAACCACCCAGGGUGAGCGGGGUUUCCCAGCAGACAAUGGACC
Messenger RNA from Sceloporus undulatus (fence lizard), 3034 nucleotides. RefSeq lists its product as uncharacterized. Gene Ontology annotation, molecular function: protein binding. The record is from RefSeq and is a predicted model, not a curated record. Bases 507 to 2015 code for a protein of 502 amino acids. NCBI's taxonomy places the organism in Eukaryota, Metazoa, Chordata, Lepidosauria, Squamata, Phrynosomatidae. The transcript has 10 exons.